AUGGCCCAAGUUUCUGGACUCUACACAUCUUUGCUUUUCUCUGAUUUCUCCCUUCACAUACCUUGUAAGUUCGAAGAGGACAUCCUUGAUAUCUGCUUUGAGAUCCUGAACAAGAGCCUCUACUUUCUAAAGAACCCAUCCAAAGACCAUUCUCAGAGGAGCGACGUGGUGUACGUCUGCAGGGUGGUGAGUGCCAUGAUCAACAGCAAUGACGACAGUGGUGUGCUUCAGGGGAACUGGGGAGAGGACUACUCCCAGGGCAUCAGCCCUCUGGAAUGGAAUGGCAGUGUGGCCAUCUUGCGGCAGUGGUCAGCCAGGGGCGGGCAGCCUGUGAAAUAUGGACAGUGCUGGGUCUUUGCUGCUGUUAUGUGCACGGUAAUGAGAUGCUUAGGUGUUCCAAGCCGCGUCGUUUCCAAUUUCCAUUCUGCACACAACACAGACGGGAACCUGACCAUUGACACCUACUAUGACCGAACCGCAGAAAUGCUGCCGACUCAGAAGCCAGACAAAAUCUGGAACUUCCAUGUCUGGAACGAGUGCUGGAUGAACCGGAAAGACCUUCCACCAGGGUACAAUGGCUGGCAGGUUCUGGACCCCACCCCCCAGCAAACCAGCAGUGGGUUGUUCUGCUGUGGUCCGGCCUCUGUGAAAGCCAUCAAGGAAGGGGAUGUCCACCUGCCCUAUGACACCCCUUUUGUGUAUGCACAAGUGAAUGCUGAUGAGGUCAUUUGGCUUUUUGAGGGUGGCCAGGUCCAGGAAAUCCUGGCCCAUAAUACCAGUUACAUCGGGAAGGCGAUCAGCACCAAGAUGGUAGGGUCAGAUGAGCGCCUGGACAUCACCAGUUCCUACAAGUACCCAGAAGGAUCCUCUGAGGAGCGCUCUGUAUUCAUUAAGGCUUCCCGGAAGUUGCUGGAACCAAGAAGGGACUCUUCAUCCCUCCUGGAUCUCCUAGGGUCUGAGGGCUUUAAGGAUAAGCCUGUGCAGCUGCAACUCCACCUGGCUAGGGCACCCAUGUGGGGCCAGGACCUGCUGCUCACGCUACAUGUCCAGAGGGUGCCAGACAGAGCCCACAGUCAGGACCCCAUUGGACUGAUGGUACGCUUUUGUGCGCAGGCCCUGCUGCAUGGGGGCAGCACUCGGGAACCCUUCUGGAAACAUGCGGUACGCUUGAGUAUGGAUUUUGAGAAGGAGCUACAGUGGCCGCUCCUGCUGCCCUACAACAAUUACAAGAACAAGCUGACAGACGAAAAGCUGAUCCAUGUGUCUGGCAUUGCUGAGGUUGAAGAAACAGGGCGGUUCAUUCUGGUCCUAAAAGAUUUCUCUCUGGAGCCUCCCCACUUAUCUAUUGAGGUGUUUGAAAGGGCUGAGGUGGGCAAGGCCCUGACCAUCCACAUCACCCUCACCAACACCCUAAUGGUGGCUCUGAAUAAUUGCACCAUGAUUCUGGAGGGGAGCGGCCUCAUCAACGGGCAGCUAACAAAAGACCUUGGGACUCUGAUGGCCGGACACACCAUCCAAAUUCAGCUGGAGCUCUACCCCAUCAAAGCUGGGCCCCACCAGCUACAAGUCCUCAUCAGCAGUAGCGAGGUCAAGGAGAUCAAAGGCUACAAGGACAUCUUCAUUGCUGCAGCCCCAGUCUCCUGAGCCUUCCUGAUGCCCCCUCCACCCCACGUGUCCCCGUUUCAGCCCCGCUUCCCGUCCUCGGCAUAGCCUUGCUGCUUUCUACUUCUCAAGGUGUUGUCUUGAUUCAACCUCGGUAGUGGGGGCAAAUGAAACGCCGUGGAACCGCUGUGCAUCAUGGGAAGAAGCA
Peromyscus maniculatus bairdii (prairie deer mouse) is the source of this 1810-nucleotide messenger RNA. The record is from RefSeq and is a predicted model, not a curated record. NCBI's taxonomy places the organism in Eukaryota, Metazoa, Chordata, Mammalia, Rodentia, Cricetidae.